AUGGCUUAUCUUGGAACCAAAGAAUCAAUAUUGCUGUUGGGAUUGCAAGAAUUAUGCUACAUUCAUGAAAAACAUUUGAUUCAUCGUGACUUAAGAUCCAGCAAUGUUUUUCUUUUUGACGAUGAAACUGCAAAGAUAACUUGGGUUGAGUAUCAUCCUAUUGUCAAGAGUUGUUAUGAUGCUCCAGAAUGGCCUCAGUGCACUCAAAAAAGUAAUGUUUUUAGCUUUGGUGUGAUUCUCCUUGAGCUCUUGACAAUUGAUCCCAAAAGGCAUCCGAUGAGCCACAUUCAUACAUGGCUCUGUUCAGGCAAGGUACACGAGGUUGUGGUUGCUAGAUUAAAAGGAGACUGCCCUCCAAAGGAAGUUGAAAAGACGAGUCGAGUUGCUGCACUGUGCCUUCUAUUUGAACAAGAUCAUCGUGUGGACAUGCACAUAGUUGUAAAAGCUCUCAUGAAGUUCCUUCCCGAAACCAAAUCACAACACUCUCAGAGUUGA
This is a messenger RNA of Salvia hispanica, 495 nucleotides long. RefSeq names its product pto-interacting protein 1-like. The record is from RefSeq and is a predicted model, not a curated record. Gene Ontology annotation, biological process: protein phosphorylation. Lineage: Eukaryota; Viridiplantae; Streptophyta; Magnoliopsida; Lamiales; Lamiaceae. Gene Ontology annotation, molecular function: protein kinase activity; ATP binding.